This is a messenger RNA of Selaginella moellendorffii, 2136 nucleotides long. Its product is annotated as pentatricopeptide repeat-containing protein At4g02750-like. The record is from RefSeq and is a predicted model, not a curated record. The transcript has a single exon. Gene Ontology annotation, molecular function: protein binding. NCBI's taxonomy places the organism in Eukaryota, Viridiplantae, Streptophyta, Lycopodiopsida, Selaginellales, Selaginellaceae. The coding region runs from base 1 to 2136 and encodes 711 amino acids.
AUGUCAAGGCAGCGUGUCUUAUCGUGGAACAUCGCUAUAGCAGCCUAUGCCCGAAAUGGUCAGGUGGAGCUCGCAAAGGCGGUGUUUGACGAGAGCCCCCAGCGCGACGUGUCUUCGUGGAACACACUCGCGCAGGCCUAUCUCCACCGCCAGGAUUUCUCCUCCGCGAAAAGAGCCUUCGAUGGAAUGCCUUCUCACGACGUUGUGUCGCUCAACACGAUGGUUUGUGGGUACGUUCGCGCUGGAUUGGUCCAACACGGUGAGGAUCUCUUCCGCUGGAUGCCGCAGAGGAGCAGCGUCUCAUGGAAGAGUUUGUGCCAAGCAUAUGCCCAAACUGGGCAUCUAGAGAGAGCUAAGAACUUGUUUGAGAAAAUGCCACAUUUAGAUCUUUUGUCAUGCACAAGCCUCUUGAGUGUAUUUGCCCAAACGUGUCAAAUGGAACAAGCAAAACUUAUUUUUGAUGUGAUGUGUUUUAGAGAUGUUCUGUGCUGGGUUGCCAUGCUUGCAGCAUAUGCCAAAGGUGGGUAUAUGCUGAUUUCUGAAGUGUGUUUUGCUUUGAUGCCUUGCUGGGACAAUGUGGCGUUUACUGUUAUGCUGGCGACAUAUUCCCGCUGUGGAAAGUUAACUAAAGCCUUGGAUAUCUUUCAGAAAAUAGUCUCUCACGACGUUUAUUCCUGGACUGCGCUGCUUUCGGCAUAUGCCAUAAACGGGCAUUUUGAGGAAGCGUAUGGAAUCUUCUCCUUUAUGCCGUGCCGCGGGCCUGUUGCGUGGAACUCGAUGAUUUCUUCGUUCUCGCAAAUGGGAAACUUGGAAGUGACGAAGUUUUUGUUUGAAGAGAUGCCUCAGCUGGACAUUGUGGCGUGGGCGUCGCUGGUCAUGGCCUGUACCGAGGCACAACAAAUGGGCUUGGCCCAAAACGUGUACGACCGGAUGCCCCAGCACAAUGCCGUGGUUUGUACCUCUCUUUUCCAGGCAUAUGCCCGCUAUGGGCAUCUCAAAGAAGCCGAGAAAAUGUACCACGGAAUGUUCUACAAAGAUGCUCUCUCGAGUAGAGUCUUGUUGAGUGCCUACAUACGGAACGAAGAACCGGUUCUAGCGAAAGAGUUCUUUGACAAGAUGUGGAAGAGGGAUCAGUUUUCGUGGAACAUUUUGCUGUGCGGCUUUGUGCACUGUGGCUGGCUAGACAAGGCCGAGAUUCUGCUGCACGAAAAGAUGCCAAUGUACGGCAUUGUGCCGAUGAAUGCCAUUCUAGCCGGAUAUUCCCAGCUUGGGAAUCUAGAGAAAGUUAAGAUGCUCUUUGAUGCUCUUCCUUGUGGCAAUGUUGUCUCGUGGUUUAUUCUCAUUGCUUGCCAUGCCCACAAAGGGGAAUCUCUCCAAACAAAGCUCGUGUUUGGAAAGAUGCCGCAGCUGAACAUGGUGGCUUGGAAUGCCUUGGGAUUCGUCUGUGGUUUGACGAAGCAGCUGGAAGCAGCACGAGAAGUUUUCCAUUCGAUGCCGGGUCGUGAUUUUCUCUCGUGGGCGAAUUUUCUUGCAGCAUCACUAUCGAGUGGAGAUCUUCCAUCGGCAAAGCGGGUCUUUGAAAAGAUCCCGAUGCUGGACAUGGUUCUUUGGACGACUUUUGUUUUGGCUCAUGCCCAAGCUGGGCAUAUUGGUGAAGCCAACACACUCUUUGCAAAGAUGCCAGCCAGAGACUUGGUGGCUUGCAACGCCAUGCUUGGAAUCUAUGCCCAGAAUGGGUAUUGCAGCGAGGCAACUGGCCUCCUCCAAGAGAUGACCCUGGAAGGUUUGAGCGCCGAUGGGACGAGCUUCACGAGCUUGCUCAGUGGAUUUGGCCACUCGGGAUUGCUCAGCGAUGGAUUGAGCUGCUUGGCGAGCAUGGCUAUUGACUUUGGUCUUGUUCCAGAUCCCCAACACUACGGCAGUGUGAUUGAUCUCGUUGCCAGGAGUGGAGAGGUGAAAGAUGCGAAGGGAAUGCUGGCAUGGUUUGGCCUUGCAAGCGAUGUUGCCUGGAGGAGCUUGCUCGCUGCUUGCCGCAUUCAGCUGGAUGAAGAGAGCGCUCUGGCAGCUGCUAGCUCCCAAGAAGAUCACAAGGAAAAGGCUCCCUAUUCUUUGCUUGUAAACAUUCUUGCAAGCUGA